This is a messenger RNA of Trifolium pratense (red clover), 1167 nucleotides long. Its product is annotated as F-box/kelch-repeat protein At3g23880-like. The transcript has a single exon. The coding region runs from base 1 to 1167 and encodes 388 amino acids. The record is from RefSeq and is a predicted model, not a curated record. Gene Ontology annotation, molecular function: protein binding. NCBI's taxonomy places the organism in Eukaryota, Viridiplantae, Streptophyta, Magnoliopsida, Fabales, Fabaceae.
AUGAUUGAGGAAACAUUUACCGUCAACAACCAACUCUCUUCCGUUGAUUAUCUUCAAUCGGCCACUCUUUCAUUUGACCUCGUUGAAGAAAUCCUUUGUAGGUUAUCCGUGAAACUCCUCCUUCAAUUUCGAUGUGUUUGUAAGUCGUGGAAUUCUCUAAUAUGUAAUCCUAAAUUCGCCAAAAAACACCUUAACAUGUCAACCACGCGCCGCCUCCACUUUUUAAGCUACUCUAAUCCUUUACACAAGUACAUUAUUACUUCUUGCCCACUCCAUUGUGUUUCCACCACUGUGUCCAAUAAGGACGUCACACAGCUCGAGUAUCCUUCAAACAAUCAUAGUUGUGCACAUCAUGAAAUCGUUGCCUCUUACAAUGGUAUUCUUUGUCUUGCCCAAGUGUACUCUUAUGUGUACUAUGUUCUAUUGUGGAAUCCUUCCAUUAGAAAAGUCAAGGAAUUGCCCCGUCUUGAAGAACCACGUUAUAUGUCUCAAUGGACAUUUGGCUUCGGAUAUGAUUUUGUUACGAAUAAUUAUAAAGUGGUUGCUGUUUUAUCAUACUAUGUGCAUGAUAGUGUUGGUGAUUCUGUUGGCAAAACUGUAGUGAAGGUUAAUACUCUGGGUACCAAUUUUUGGAAAAAUAUACAAGAGUUCCCUUUUGAUAGUACGCCCGAAAUGGAUUCAGGAAUAUUUGUCAGUGGCACGAUUAAUUGGUUGACUUCUAAACCUUGGGGGGAAAAAUCAUGUUUUGUUGUAUCUCUUGAUUUGGGAAAGGAGUCUUAUCAAAAGGUUUUGCUGCCUGAUCAUCGAGAGGAAGAUGUGACUAUCUCGUACUUGAGUGUGCUGAGGGAUUGCUUGUGCAUGAUGUAUGGUCAUGAUAUUUGGAUUAUGAAAGAAUAUGGAAAUAAAGAAUCUUGGACUAAAUUGUUCAGUGUUUUAUACAUGCAAGAUCAUCCUAGUGAGUCAUAUUAUUUGACCAAGGCAUUCUAUAUGUUUGAGGAUGACCAAGUGUUGCUUCAAUAUUUUGGAGAUUUGGGUUUGAAGUUGAUUGUUUAUGAUCCAAGGAUUGGUACUUUUAAGUUUAUUAAGUUUGAAAACAAGAGUAUUUAUAAUAUGAUAUCUCCCUGCACAGAAUUUUGCAUUGAGAGUUUGAUAUCACCUUGCUCUUAA